Penicillium argentinense is the source of this 270-nucleotide messenger RNA. RefSeq lists its product as uncharacterized. The transcript is spliced from 2 exons. Lineage: Eukaryota; Fungi; Ascomycota; Eurotiomycetes; Eurotiales; Aspergillaceae. Bases 1 to 270 code for a protein of 89 amino acids. The record is from RefSeq and is a predicted model, not a curated record.
AUGUCAGCGAUGGGCAGACGGCCCUACAACGGACAGCUCUUGGACACUAGGAGGCUAGCUCGAGACUCGACUCGGCUUGAACCAGAGUUGAUGUACGACAUUCUGCCCUGCCCCCCUAAUGCACAAGCCCCGGGACGUGCUGAAGGGCCGGUCAAUGCUCAAGGUGCAGCUGUUCAGUGUGCGGUGCCACAGCCCAUCCUGUCCCUCGUUCGUGCGAGUCAACCACCGCCAGACUCUGGAGACUCCAGUGUCCUCUGGGGUCUGGUCUGA